This is a messenger RNA of Neoarius graeffei (lesser salmon catfish), 4856 nucleotides long. It is a transcript of the gene arhgef15b, whose product is annotated as Rho guanine nucleotide exchange factor 15b. NCBI's taxonomy places the organism in Eukaryota, Metazoa, Chordata, Actinopteri, Siluriformes, Ariidae. Gene Ontology annotation, biological process: activation of GTPase activity. The transcript is spliced from 26 exons. The record is from RefSeq and is a predicted model, not a curated record. Gene Ontology annotation, molecular function: protein binding; guanyl-nucleotide exchange factor activity. Bases 750 to 4676 code for a protein of 1308 amino acids.
UCUUGAUGAGGGAUUUGUUUUUCUCUGAAUAAAUUUAUUUCAGUUAAAGGUCGGCUUUUUCUCAUUUUUUCAGUGUGAGAUGAAGUGACUUCACCAAAAGGUGGAUUUUUUUUUCUAACCCUUUUCCUGAUCUUUACAGUAGAGUAGCCAGUAAUUGUGGAGGUCACUGUCACAGGUCGCACUGGAUAAACAUUUCUAUGAUGGAAGUUAAUCAUAAAAUUUGCAACAGGAAGAUUUGAAAGUGAGCUUGCUUUCGGAGAAAUGGAUUAGGGAGUGGUUGUGUAUGACGUCUCAGAAUACAGAAUAGUGAAGUGGUAAUAAAAGAGGUUUCAGGUGUUUGAUCAUGCUGUCGAAUGAAAAACCAGUAGAAGAAGUUGGAUUAUGGAGAAAAGAGUUUUGUAAAGCAUUCUUUCUGUAAAUUUUUUUUUUAGCAUUGUUUUGAAAAUGUGUACAGUCAGGACAAAAGUGUGACUCUGGAAUGUGUAUGAGAACUCGUCAGACUCGCCGAGUGUGUUUGAGAAAUGAGUCAAACAGAACAGGAACAGAGCCAAAGUUCAGCUCUACAAGCCUCUGCACUACGGCUAUAGGAAGCCAACGGUGAAACACCCUUUUCCCCUUGAAAACCUUAAGAACCUCCAGUAAUAAGUGCUUUGGGUUUACACGGAGUCUUUUCAUCUCUGUAAAGUAUCUCAGGGCUCGGGAUGAAGCUGGUAAACGCUGAGUGACCUUCCAUACUGGCUUGUACAAACAUGUCAACUCCGGAAGCUACGCGACCUCCCCCAAAACCUGAGCUUAAACAGAAACCCCAAAUCCCCUCAAAACCUGGCGCAAAUACCUCACACACACCUCUGGCGGACAAGGACAUGUUAAAUAAAAACAGUGGGAAAGUCCAUGAGAUAGUCAGCAAGUUCAACCACCAUGAUGAUCAGCCUCCUGCUGCAGGUCCUGCUACUGAAACGGGAUGUCAAAAGAAGCCGAAACCUCCACCUACGGUCAAACCCAAGCCAAACGUCAGGAGUCCUCCUCAGGUCAGGGCUGAGCAGGCACCACCGUUGCCCCUGAAACGACGCCAGUCACAGAGGAAGGACGCCGAGCAGAAUGUCUCGUGUGACUUUACGGAUGGCCGACGAUCAGCUCCUGAUGGUAAAGAGUUUGAGCAGCAGAGUCUGCGGUCAAGGCCGGAUCAGGAACCUCGAUGUGAGAAGAACUGCACUUGUAUUUGUCACCUGCAGCGUCCUGGCAUGAAGCUGGUGUGGGUGCGAACAUCUGAGGAAGAGGAAGAGCAAGAUGAACUCAAACAGACCAACAAAGACACGAUCAGUGACGAAGAAAGUAAAACCGAUGAAGAAGUAGAAUCAGAAAUGUCUCAGAGUGCAUCUUCAGAAUCAGAUUACAGUCUGAAUGAAUCCCAGAGUCGCCUUAAACCCGGGUUUAAGGCGACUCUGAAUAUAAUCGAGCGACAGUUGAGGAGGAAAUCCGACCCCGGUCCCGAGACUGUGCUUCAGGCCGUCCGUUCUUUGCCUCAGGUGCUUCCACAGCUUACCAAAACCCACUCUGCGUCAGAGGAAGAGUCUAUUUAUGAAGCCACAAUCGAUUUAAUCACCCCUCCCACAGAAAUAACCAAGAAAACUUCAACCAUACCUGACUUCCAAGUGAGCAAAUCUCCUCCUGCCAUUCCACCCCGGAUGCCCCUGGAUAAAAUCAAACGCCAGUGCGUUCCCAGAAGAGUUCCGCUGUGUUCACUUUCAGGAGCAUCUCCAAUCCCAAAGCUGCCUGCUGCAGAUCUCGGUUCCAGUGAACGCCUGAGGCCGGUUCGAAAACCGCCAGCUCCUCCAGCCAGAGCCAACGACAGAUGCCUGAGCAACAGCUCUCUGACAUAUAAAGUAGGUGAAGACGCUGAGCACAGUGGUGGAGAUACUGAAAAUAAGGAGCAAAAACGAUCUCCUGGCCUCACUCGACAGAAGUCGCUUGAUAUGGAGGCUCAGAUGCCGGAAGAGCUUCUGUACCAGAUUUACACUGAAACCUUCAUAUCGAGGGAGAUCCGUCGGCAGACGGUGUGUCGUAGCAUCAGUAAGACGAGCGCGGAUUACACGAUGGAUCAAGGAUCCGCGCGGCUCAGCACCAGCUCGGGCGCUGAAGUUCUGAGAAGCAGUCCGAUUGCAUUCCAGAGGACGCUGUGGCAGGACCAACCGACUGUCCGGGACAGCGGCAUUCUGAACACCAUCACGCCAGAGGAGUGCAAGUACCAGGAGAGCAUGUUCGAGGUUUUGACAUCCGAAGUAUCAUACUUGCGUUCCCUGCGUGUCCUGACCGACCAUUUCAUGGAGUCACGAGAACUCAAUGACAAUCUUAUUAACCGAGACAAAAAAACUCUCUUCUCCAACAUCCUGCGCAUCCGAGAAGUCAGCGAGAAGUUUCUGAAGGACCUGGAGGGCCGGCUGGAUGAAACUUUACUCCUCACUGACAUCUGUGAUAUCAUUAAUUACCACGCGCAGCACAACUUCCCCGCGUACAUCGACUACGUCCGGAACCAGGUUUACCAGGAGAAGACCUUCAGCUCACUGAUGCAGAGUAACGUGGGCUUUGCGACGGCGAUCACUCAUCUGCAGGAGGACCAUAAAUGUCAGCGGCUGCCCUUUUCAUCCUUCUUGCUGCUGCCCUUCCAGCGAAUCACACGCAUCAAGAUUCUUACUGAGAACAUCCUGAAGAGAACGGCCGAGGGCACCAAACAAGAAGAGAUGGCAUCGAAAGCUUUGCUGCUGUGUGCAAGGCCGUGCCGAUCAUCUCGCAGAACCGUUUCCUGGAGAGAGAGAGGAGAGCUGCAGGAGGUGGCCAAAGUUGGAACCUUGUUUAAUUCCAAACCCAAGUUCACACCCGUCUACCUCUUCCUCUUCAAUGACCUGCUCGUCUUAGCCACCAAGAAAGGUUCUUUCUGCUGCAGCUUGGAGCGCUACAUGGUGAUUGACCACGCCCACCGCUCCCUGGUGCAAGUUCACAUUAUCGCAGAUCAGGCCGUCAUAGGUGAAGACGCUGAGCACAGUGGUGGAGAUACUGAAAAUAAGGAGCAAAAACGAUCUCCUGGCCUCACUCGACAGAAGUCGCUUGAUAUGGAGGCUCAGAUGCCGGAAGAGCUUCUGUACCAGAUUUACACUGAAACCUUCAUAUCGAGGGAGAUCCGUCGGCAGACGGUGUGUCGUAGCAUCAGUAAGACGAGCGCGGAUUACACGAUGGAUCAAGGAUCCGCGCGGCUCAGCACCAGCUCGGGCGCUGAAGUUCUGAGAAGCAGUCCGAUUGCAUUCCAGAGGACGCUGUGGCAGGACCAACCGACUGUCCGGGACAGCGGCAUUCUGAACACCAUCACGCCAGAGGAGUGCAAGUACCAGGAGAGCAUGUUCGAGGUUUUGACAUCCGAAGUAUCAUACUUGCGUUCCCUGCGUGUCCUGACCGACCAUUUCAUGGAGUCACGAGAACUCAAUGACAAUCUUAUUAACCGAGACAAAAAAACUCUCUUCUCCAACAUCCUGCGCAUCCGAGAAGUCAGCGAGAAGUUUCUGAAGGACCUGGAGGGCCGGCUGGAUGAAACUUUACUCCUCACUGACAUCUGUGAUAUCAUUAAUUACCACGCGCAGCACAACUUCCCCGCGUACAUCGACUACGUCCGGAACCAGGUUUACCAGGAGAAGACCUUCAGCUCACUGAUGCAGAGUAACGUGGGCUUUGCGACGGCGAUCACUCAUCUGCAGGAGGACCAUAAAUGUCAGCGGCUGCCCUUUUCAUCCUUCUUGCUGCUGCCCUUCCAGCGAAUCACACGCAUCAAGAUUCUUACUGAGAACAUCCUGAAGAGAACGGCCGAGGGCACCAAACAAGAAGAGAUGGCAUCGAAAGCUUUGGCUGCUGUGUGCAAGAUUAUAGAUGAGUGUAACACCCAGGUUGGGAAGAUGAAACAGAUGGAAGAGCUCAUAGAGAUCAACAAGACGCUGGAGUUUGACAAGCUGAAGGCCGUGCCGAUCAUCUCGCAGAACCGUUUCCUGGAGAAGAGAGGAGAGCUGCAGGAGGUGGCCAAAGUUGGAACCUUGUUUAAUUCCAAACCCAAGUUCACACCCGUCUACCUCUUCCUCUUCAAUGACCUGCUCGUCUUAGCCACCAAGAAAGGCUUGGAGCGCUACAUGGUGAUUGACCACGCCCACCGCUCCCUGGUGCAAGUUCACAUUAUCGCAGAUCAGGCCGUCAGUAUGAAUCUGGAGAACUGCUUCUCCCUCACACUGCUGGAGAACCAUCAGGGACGCAUGAUGGCGAAACUCUUUAAAGCGCCGUCUGAGUCUGAUAUGCACAGAUGGCUGGCGGCGUUUCCCAACCCUGAGGAUCCGAACCGAGAGCAGGAGGAGGUCAUAUAUGAAGACUGGGACUGUCCACAGGUGCAGUGUGUAGAGCAGUACAUAGCGGCGCAGACUGAUGAGUUAAAUCUGGAGCCCCCAGAGAUCAUCAACGUUAUCCGCAAAACCAACGAAGGGUGGUAUGAGGGGAGUCGUCUAUCUGACGGACAGAAAGGAUGGUUCCCUGUGAAGAACGUUCUGGAAAUCACCAGCGAACACAUGCGGCGGCGAAACCUGCGAGAACGUUACCGCGUCAUGCAGGCGGCCAGCGCCAUGACCAGCAAGACAUGGAGCAGCUCGUGACCUCGCAACGUGCACACUGACUUUAUUUUUUUAUUUUUAUUUUUUUUACUGGAUAUGUGUAAAAGAAGAAAUGUGAGCCUUUAUGAUCAGUUAUGAUUUGUUUUACGUGACAUGCUGAAGCACAGAGAUCAUCCCACUGUCGACUGCCGUUCAUUUUCUUAUUAAAACAUUUUCCUUUUA